Neogale vison (American mink) is the source of this 561-nucleotide messenger RNA. It is a transcript of the gene IFNB1, whose product is annotated as interferon beta 1. The record is from RefSeq and is a predicted model, not a curated record. The transcript has a single exon. Gene Ontology annotation, molecular function: type I interferon receptor binding; cytokine activity. Gene Ontology annotation, biological process: T cell activation involved in immune response; positive regulation of peptidyl-serine phosphorylation of STAT protein; natural killer cell activation involved in immune response. Gene Ontology annotation, cellular component: extracellular region. Bases 1 to 561 code for a protein of 186 amino acids. Lineage: Eukaryota; Metazoa; Chordata; Mammalia; Carnivora; Mustelidae.
AUGACCAGCAGGUAUAUCCUCCAAACUGCUCUCCUGGUAUAUUUCUCCACCACGGUUCUUGCCAUGAACUAUAACUUACUUCGAUUCCAACUAAGCAGCAGCAGUGUGGAGUGCCAGGAGCUCCUUCUACAGCUGAAUGGAACUUCUAAAGAUUGCCUCAAGGACAGGAUGAACUUCAAGAUCCCUGAGGAGAUCCAGAAAUCCCAGAAGUUCCAGAAGGAGGACAUCGUAUUGGUCACCCUUGAGAUGUUCCAGAAGACCUCUGAUAUUUUCAGGAGAAAUCUCUCAAGCAUGGGAUGGAAUGAGAGCAUUGUCGAGAACCUCCUUGCCACACUCCACUGGCAGAAGGAACAUCUGGAGGAAAUCCUGGAGGACAUCAUGCAGGAGGAAAACUUCACUUGGGACCACAGGACCCUUCUGCACCUGAAGAGAUAUUAUCUAAGGAUCGUGCGGUACCUGAAAGCCAAGGAGUUCAGCGUCUGUGCCUGGACAAUAGUGCAAGCAGAAAUCCUCAAGAGCUUUUUCUUCCUUGAUAAACUUAUAGAUUCUCUCCCUAACUGA